AUGGGCGUCACCUCGUUGAUCACUUCUCAGCUGCUGCUGCUGCUGCUGCUGGCCCUUCCCGGGCUCUGCGUGACAUCCAGCAUGGAGGAUGCCUUGACCGUACACACCGACACCGGCAGUUACACCGGCCUCUACAACCCCGAAUACCCUUCCGUGCGCGAGUUCCGGUCAAUUGCCUACGCACAGCCCCCGGUGGGCGCCCUCCGCUGGCAGCCCCCCGUUGCGCUGCCCGCCUCGCACGCCCACCACAACGCAACGCAAUUCCCCCCCGCCUGCUCGCAGUAUGUCUACCGGGGUCCCGCCUUCUUCGGGGUCCUCGCCCCCGACUACCUCAUCUGGAACGGCCCCGAUCAAAACUCCACCGCCGGGGCCGUCGCACACAACAGCGCGGAGGACUGCCUGCACCUGGCCAUCUGGACGCCCGCCAACGCGACGCGGACCUCCCGCCUGCCCGUUCUCGUCUUCUACAGCGGCGGCCAGUUCCGCACCGGGGGGAUCCCCGUGCCCUACCAACUGCCCCCGGCCUGGGUGAACCGCACGCAAGGCCACAUCGUCGUGACGACCAACUACCGGUUGAACAUCAUGGGCUUCCCCAACGCGGCCGGCCUCGCCGACCAGGACCAAAACCUGGGGAUCCUCGACCAGCGCGCCGCCCUGGAGUGGGUGCACCGCAACAUCGCGGCGUUCGGCGGCGACCCCAGCGCCAUCACGCUCUGGGGCCAGUCCGCCGGCGCCAUGAGCGUCGACUACCACACCUACGCCUUCUGGGACAACCUGCUCGCCCGCGCCACCAUCUCGCAGUCCGGGACGGCGUUGAAGACCACCCCCGCGACGGACCCAUCCCACUCGAACUUCACCUUUGUCGCGAAGCAUCUGGGCUGCGAUUUCGGGGAGGAUGGCGCCAAGGAGCUGGACUGCAUGCGGCGCGUCCCGGUCGAGCGGAUCCAGGAGUUCGUGGGCCAGUACGGGGAUGCGAAGACCGAGCCGACGAUGACCUUCGCCCCCGUCGCGGACGAGAAGGUGAUCUUUGCGGAUUACGCGGCGCGGGCGGCCCAGGGGUACCUGGCCAAUACCUCCGCCAUCUUCUCCAAUUGCGCGAAUGAGGCCGCCCCGCUGUAUCCGUUCCCCUCCACCAACGUGUCGGCGGGGCCGUGGCAGGCGGGCGUGGACACGGUGACCCUGCGCGAUUGGUUGUGUCCGACGGCGAAGGCGAGCGUGGUGCGCCAUCAGGCUGGGUUGAAGACGUGGCGGGCUCAGUGGGCGGGCAAUUUCUCCGAUGUGAGUCCGUUGAAGUGGAUGGGGGCGUAUCAUUCGAGUGACUUGACCAUGCAUUUUGGGACGUUUGGGAUCGUGGGGGGGAAAGGGACGGAGGUGGAGGUGGAGACGAGCCAGGUGAUGCAGGAUUAUUUGUUCGAGUUUAUCAAAGAUCCAGAGCAUGGGUUGGAGAGGAAGGGGUGGAUGGCGUUCAAUCCGGAGGCGGAGGGUGGGGGGAUCAUGAAGCGAUUUGGCGCGCAGGGGGUGGUGGAGCAGGAUGUCACCGGGGAUGAGGUGCAGGGCGCUUGUUGGGGGGAGGGAGUGUAUGAUCCUUUCCCUUGA
Aspergillus saccharolyticus JOP 1030-1 is the source of this 1596-nucleotide messenger RNA. RefSeq names its product carboxylesterase. The transcript has a single exon. The coding region runs from base 1 to 1596 and encodes 531 amino acids. NCBI's taxonomy places the organism in Eukaryota, Fungi, Ascomycota, Eurotiomycetes, Eurotiales, Aspergillaceae. The record is from RefSeq and is a predicted model, not a curated record.